Lindgomyces ingoldianus is the source of this 2674-nucleotide messenger RNA. RefSeq names its product AAA-domain-containing protein. NCBI's taxonomy places the organism in Eukaryota, Fungi, Ascomycota, Dothideomycetes, Pleosporales, Lindgomycetaceae. Gene Ontology annotation, molecular function: ATP hydrolysis activity; ATP binding. The transcript has 3 exons. The record is from RefSeq and is a predicted model, not a curated record. The coding region runs from base 24 to 2381 and encodes 785 amino acids.
CUCCAACACGCCCAACGUCCCCGAUGAUGCGCGCCAACACGUCGUCUUCGAUGCAGAAGACAUACGACGAGUGCUUUCUCACAUGCUCCACCGCCGUCUACUUUGAAAGCCAGAACAACGAAGCAGAGGCUCUCCGCUCGUGGAAGGGCGCCCUCGACCAGAUCUACUACCACAAUGCCCACCGCGUCCCCACUAACCACCGCCCCAAGUCUGAGACAGAGAAGGCCCUCCAAGACUCGCUGCAUCAACUGGAGCUGCAGUGCAAGGAGCGCGUCGACCUCCUCGAAGCGUUGAAGCGCAGUCGUGAAGAGGCAGGCGAGAGUGUUACCUCUCCUUCACCCAGUGCAGAUGCAAAUCCACCCCCCGGGCUCCCUCUCCAGGCCCCCACGCACACUGCCAGCGACACAGCCGGGCUGGGUUGGCUAGGAGGCGGCACCGUGCCUCCUGUGGACUACACUGAUCUGUACCGGCCCUCGCUUCCGCUUCGGCCAGCCCUCCAGGCACAAAAGAGGUCUGGUGCCGAGUCGUCUCAGGCGAACUGCACUUCAUUGCCACCCAAUAGCAGUUCCCUUUCCCCGGGACUGGCAACGUCGAUAAGAGAAUCCCGGACACCCUCGCCCGAAAAGAAGAGUCGGAUGCUGAGAACACUGAGGCCCGGGGGAAAGGAGGGCAGAGCUUCGUCCAAGAUGCCCAGCUCCAUGCGCAGUCGCCCUCCAGCUGCCGCCAAAGCAGCCACCCAGGCCUGGGGAACAAGCGCAAUGACAAACCCAACCAGGCCAGUAUACUUAGGAAACCAAUCCAGUAGAGAGUCGAUAGCAGCCUCCCAGAGCGCCUCAAAUCGCCCAUCCUUUGAUCAGCCUGGGUCCGGGCUUGAUUUCGAUAGACCCUGCCCACAGCCUCCUAAUCAGGAAUUGUACCAUCCCCAGUACUCCAGCACGUCAAUACACCAAGUUUCUCGAAAAGGCUUAACCCCCCCACCACCCAGGAGAAAUUCUUCAGAUACGAGCCAAACAAAAGGCAUUAAAAAUGCCAGCCCUCAAGUCAUCACAUACAGAAACGAAUGCCCAGCCAUCUUACCAGACCCUCCCCAACUUGCGUCUUCAACCGCCGCUCAACCACAGAAUGAGGUCGAAUUUGACAAGACUAGACGCGAAUCGAGCAGCAGUCGACCACAAUGGUUACCCUCUAAUCCAUACUCUUCAGUCAACAAUAAUCGCGUGCGAAAGUCGAAGAAAAGUGCUCAUCCUGAGACGAUACCCCUAAACGAGAACGGAGGUAUCGAGGAGAAAGAACUACCUCUGUCUCGCCGAAAUGUCAAGGGGGAGGGUACAGCAGAUCCUCUACUUACACCAACAUCCAAGGCUGCAGAGUCGAACUGCCCAGAGAGCGAUUCUAGUGAAUGGAGAGAAAGGGUCCGACGCAUACUGAAGAACCUCCCAAAAGGAGUGGAUGAGUCUGCAGCUCAACAGAUUUUGAACGAAAUUGUCAUUCACGGCGAUGAAGUGCAUUGGGAUGACGUGGCCGGACUCGAGAUUGCGAAGUCCGCCUUGAAAGAGACAGUCGUGUACCCAUUUCUACGACCCGACUUGUUUAUGGGCCUUCGGGAACCAGCUCGAGGCAUGCUGCUCUUUGGACCACCUGGAACGGGAAAGACAAUGCUAGCUCGGGCCGUGGCCACAGAAUCUAGAUCGACCUUCUUCGCCAUCUCUGCUAGCAGCCUGACGAGCAAAUUCCUAGGUGAAUCGGAGAAGCUCGUUCGAGCCCUCUUUGCUCUUGCGAAGAUGCUUGCACCAUCGAUCAUCUUUGUUGACGAGAUCGACUCCCUUCUAUCUUCCCGUUCUGGGUCCGGUGAGCACGAGGCUACACGGCGCAUCAAGACUGAGUUCCUGAUCCAGUGGUCCGAUCUUGCUAGAGCAGCCGCAGGGCGCGAGCAGAGUGAUAAGGAUAAAGAGCGAGGAGAUGCAAGCCGAGUGCUUGUGCUCGCGGCGACGAACUUACCAUGGGCAAUCGAUGAAGCAGCAAGACGACGAUUCGUCAGGCGCCAGUACAUUCCACUACCCGAGGAGCAUAUCCGAAAAUCGCAGCUAAAGACUCUUCUAAGCCAUCAGAAACACGAACUCACGGAUGAGGACAUGGACCGGCUUGUUAUCUUGACUGAAGGCUUCUCGGGCUCUGACAUCACCGCGCUCGCGAAAGACGCUGCAAUGGGUCCUCUCCGCAGUCUAGGAGAGAGGUUACUGCGCAUGACAAUGGAUGAGAUUCGUCCGAUCCAGGUCGGGGAUUUCCAAGCCAGCCUACAGACAAUUAGGCCAAGUGUCAGCAAGCAGGGCCUCAGGGAAUUUGAGGAUUGGGCAAAGGAAUUUGGAGAAAGGGGUGGAUAGAUAACUCCUGUGUUGAAUCACCCUUGUAUGUCCCAGCUGCAGCAUUGAAAUCGACAUUUAGAUUAGCCAGGACUUGGUCGAUUCUAGAUUCGCGUGAAUUCGAUGGCCUUUUGUGAUCCCGUGGGAAGGGAAGUCUGAAUGGCUAGCAUACGAGUUUGUUCUGAAUACGAACAUGCUUAAGGUUGCAGUGUGCUGAGCUGGGCCCCGAAAGUGUUUGCUACCGUCUUACGAACAUGAGUAGACCCAUGACUUAGGAUGUACCUAAACCAGGUCGACAUACACUUAUCAUAAAG